Molecule: messenger RNA, 4178 nt
Organism: Dermochelys coriacea (leatherback sea turtle)
Lineage: Eukaryota; Metazoa; Chordata; Testudines; Dermochelyidae
Gene: CORO1C
Product: coronin 1C
Exons: 11
Coding region: 1115-4000 (961 amino acids)
Biological process (GO): neural crest cell migration; actin filament organization
Molecular function (GO): actin filament binding
Source: RefSeq, a predicted model, not a curated record
ACUGUAUAUAAAUGUAUCAGGACUCUUUAAAAAUCUCUCCUUCCCCCCUGCCCGCCUGAUUCUCAAGAGAGUUUACAGGCACUUAUUUGGCAGAACUGUAAUCUGGAGAGAGGAAUUUUCUGCAUGAAGGUUUGUUUAGCAAUGUCCAAAACUUUAGUAAGGCUUUUUUGAUAAUUUGUGUGCUUUUUAGUGUCUUAAUGGAAUCUUAUUUCUGAGGUUGGUGUUGGGCUUCUCUGUUUAUCUCUGGAAUACUUAGAUGUCACAGUAAUUCACUUAACAAUAACAUAUUCCGGCAGAUAAUUCCAGCCAAUCUGUCUCUGCCCUAAAUACUUUGUGUAUACAGUAUCUUUCCCAAGUACGCUGCGAUCCAGACCAAGGUCCCAGCAUCAGUGUGAACUGCACACAGCUUCCAAGGAAGAAGCAUUUGGGUAGAAGGGGUUUGUGACAGAGGCUCAUGUUAAAGCACUAGAAAAUGAACCAGGGGUGUGGACAUAUAUUUCCAAGAUCUCUAUAAAAACCACAGAACAGUUGACAGAAGAUGAUCCAGCAUAGAUGAACUACAACAAAUUAUGUGACUGUAAAUAACCAUGAAAACAGCUAUGGGGAUUGCAGCAAGAUCAGCCACCAAAAGGAAACUAUAGGGAAUCACCAGAAAUUACUCUGGCAGUUGGGGAAAAGAGGGAGAUUAACUGGAGGAGAACACAGAUAUAUAGCAAAUCCUGCAUGUCAAGUGUUAUGCACCAGCAGAUUAGAAGCCAGUGGACUUUGGAUAUAGUUGUGCCUGCUCAGUAGGAUAAGUCUGGCGAACGUCAAGUGUAAUAUCAAUCCUGACCCCCUCCACUGUCUGGAGACGACAUCCUGCCCUGCCACAGAGAAUGGACUCCAUCGUCCCAAUAUGUGUUUUCCACCUCUAGCGUCUGUGAUUCUGAAUAAUCACAGUUGUGGUUCCCAUAACCUAGUAACGGAGGUUUCCAAGCUGUGUCCAGUCUCACUGAGGACUGAAAUAAAGAGAAGGUGGUGGUGAAAACUCUGUGGAGACCCAAAGUGGGGAGAGAGCUCAGUUUGUCAGUUUCAAAGCAUUUGGAUAAGUGAUUAAAGCACUGAGCUGCUAGUGAUGGAAGCCUCUACUUGGCACCACUCUGGAUAUUUACUUGAUGACAAAAGUAAGAUGAGAAGGAGAGACUCUCCUCUCUCCAACAAAACUUCCAAGAUGAAGUGUGAACAUUAUGUUUUGCUGAGUAAGAAGCAAGUUGGCUAUGAGGGCCUGGGACUCCGAACGGAGAGAGGUGAGUCCAAGGGCACUGAUUAUGAUGUGCAUGUUUCCACCAAGAAGUUACAAAUAAGCAGAGGAGCGUGUGAGAGAGGGACCCAGGGGCUGAUGGCAGAGGAGUCAUGCUCUGAAAAGCGAACCGUGACCGAAGCAGGUGGGAAAGGUAUUGAAGGUGAAGUCUCUUCAGAGGUGUUUGAAAUGCAGUUUGAACAGCGGUGUUUGGGAGACGAGGCUGAAAGCAGGAAGGUGAAUGCUGUUGUUUAUAGGUUGGAGGAAGCUGAAAUCACUAUCUCCAGCCAAGAGGGAGAAAUUCAUCCAUUUGUUCACAUGGAACCUGAAGGGAAAAAGGAAAUGACAGAGUACAAGUUGCCUCUGAUCCAGAGAAAUGCCAGCCACCAGGAAAGUUAUCAAGGGACACAGCAGGCUGCAACUGGAAGUGCAAAUAUGAUCAACACUUUUCAAGGAACACUGAAGAAGCAGAUAAGCCGGUCGGACUCAGAAAGUAGCAUAGAGAGCAGACAAGUUAACAAGCUGACAUUGAACUCUCCCUCGGAGGAAAAUAAACCCGGCGUCCAGAGCAGGUCAGAUAGCAGGGAGCGAAAAGCUAUGGUGAUGGAUUAUACAUUGCAAAGCAAAGAGGACAGAACAGUGCAAUCUGCUUCACAUACCCUUUGGGAAAGCAGCAAUCCAGGUGGAAACUUUAGGCAGACAGUUAAUUUUUCCUCUCUGACUGAAAGCUCUGCAGACCAUUGCCAAAAUGGUCAGACUGGUGAAAAGGAUCCAGCAGGAAAGCUUGAUAAAGAUAAGCAGGUAGUGAAGAGCCUUGAGAUAAUGGUCUCAGCAAUUUCAAAUUGUGCUCUGGUUGCUGGAGAUUUGAGAGAGAAUGACAGCCAGGUCCUUCACCCUGAGAGUGGAGAAAACCUCUUAAGUGAGGCAGAUUCAGUGGUAUCUGAUUCAAACAGCCAGCAAAGCUCCUCAAAAGCCCCUUCAACCAGGUUACAAACUGAAGAUCUGUCAGUGAGUUUCAGUGAGACUGUAACUAUGUCAGAGGUGCUACAGAAACCACACAAUAAGACUACUUCUAACAAAAACCAGCCAGAAGCUACAUUUCCAGAUAGUGCAACUAAAAUCACCGGAGAAAGGAUCCCAAGAGGAGGCUCAGAUCAGCAGGAGCAAAAGGGGGAGAAAAAUCAAGAAGAUGAAAAAGUGCUUAAAGUUGCAGAUGUGAAGAAAACUUUCGAAAGGCAGAAGUCUGCAGAAGGCAAAGCGUCAGCACCUCCGCACAGUACAGCCAGAAAAGACACAAUGAGGCGAGUGGUACGACAGAGCAAAUUUCGGCAUGUGUUUGGGCAAGCAGUGAAAAAUGACCAGUGUUAUGACGACAUCCGGGUUUCCCGUGUUACCUGGGAUAGUUCCUUUUGUGUAGUAAACCCCAAAUUUGUUGCAAUAAUCAUAGAAGCUAGUGGUGGUGGAGCAUUCCUGGUGCUGCCCUUGCACAAGACAGGUAGAAUUGACAAGUCAUACCCAACAGUAUGUGGUCAUACAGGACCGGUGCUUGACAUAGACUGGAGUCCCCAUAAUGAUCAAGUCAUUGCCAGUGGUUCUGAGGACUGCACUGUCAUGGUAUGGCAGAUCCCAGAGAAUGGACUCACCCUCUCCUUGACAGAGCCUGUGGUAGUUUUAGAAGGCCAUUCAAAAAGAGUUGGCAUCGUUGCUUGGCAUCCAACUGCACGCAAUGUGCUGCUCAGUGCAGGUUGUGAUAAUAUAGUCAUCAUCUGGAAUGUGGGAACAGGUGAAGCCCUUAUAAACCUGGAUGACAUGCAUCUGGACAUGAUUUACAAUGUGAGCUGGAAUCGCAAUGGCAGCCUGAUUUGUACAGCUUCUAAAGACAAAAAAGUCCGAGUGAUUGACCCUAGGAAACAAGAAAUCGUUGCUGAGAAGGAGAGGGCCCACGAAGGAGCGCGGCCUAUAAGGGCAAUAUUCCUCUCCGAUGGCAAUGUCUUUACCACCGGCUUCAGCCGCAUGAGUGAACGGCAGCUCGCCCUGUGGAAUCCUAAAAAUAUGGAGGAGCCAAUAGCCCUGCACGAAAUGGACACCAGCAAUGGGGUGCUGCUUCCAUUCUAUGACCCGGACACCAAUAUCAUUUACUUGUGUGGCAAGGGUGACAGCAGCAUUCGCUACUUUGAGAUCACCGAUGAAUCCCCGUAUGUCCACUACCUCAACACCUUCAGCAGCAAAGAACCACAGAGAGGGAUGGGGUUCAUGCCAAAGAGGGGCCUGGAUGUGAACAAGUGUGAAAUAGCCAGGUUCUUCAAACUUCAUGAGCGGAAGUGCGAGCCCAUUAUCAUGACUGUCCCUCGAAAGUCUGACCUUUUCCAAGAUGACCUGUAUCCAGAUACGGCUGGUCCAGAAGCAGCUCUGGAAGCUGAAGAGUGGUUUGAGGGGAAGAAUGCUGAUCCCAUUCUCAUUUCUUUGAAACAUGGGUACAUUCCAGGCAAGAACAGGGAUCUCAAGGUGGUCAAAAAGAACAUUUUGGACAACAAGCCUGCAGCAAACAAGAAAAGCGAUCUCAUUAACACCCCAAAGAAAGCAGCAGACACCUCAAAUAUUCAAAACGAAGCCAAAUUGGAUGAGAUUUUGAAAGAGCUUAAAUCUAUAAAAGACACAAUCUCCAAUCAAGAUGAGCGCAUUUCCAAGUUAGAACAGCAGAUGGCGAAGAUGACGGUUUGAGAGCAAAGGGAGCAGAACUUUAAGCUGGAGCAGGGCUGGGGAGGCACUGCCAGUCAAGAAGACAUUCCAUUUCAGAAGUUCGUCAAGCAGCAGCGUGCAGCAUUCCAAUAAGAACUUUUAUUCUCCUAAAUUAACUUCAGCGAAAGGCGAUGAUUAAAAGCCAAGCUUUUUAGUGAAA